Messenger RNA from Gongylonema pulchrum, 597 nucleotides. The record is from the annotation of a GenBank genome assembly. Lineage: Eukaryota; Metazoa; Nematoda; Chromadorea; Rhabditida; Gongylonematidae.
AUGCGAGAGCAUGCGAGUCGCCAUGUGACAAUUGCUGAUCCGACGCCUGUCCCCUCCUCAACUCGUUCCAGCUCGCCUACCAAUGACGUCCCCAGCAGAAAGACAUUUGUGCACAGGCGUCUGCGUACAAUUUCGGGCUCAAAAUCCGAAGAUCACCUGAUGAUGACGGAAAGUGGACGUUUUUUCGCAAGUGAAAGACCUGGAAAAAUUAUUAUUUAUAAUUUGCAGCGCGUUUAUACAAAGGGGCGCCCGCCAUGGUAUGAUCGAGAAGGAAAAAAUCUCAAGCAACCGUAUGUUAUCGGAAUUUGUGGUGGUUCUGCUUCUGGAAAGACUACUGUUGCUAGAAGAAUAAUUGAACGACUUGAAAUGCCCUGGGUUACCGUCCUUUCCAUGGAUUCUUUUUACAAAGUCCUGAGUGAAGAGCAGCACCACUUGGCAGCUAGGCAUGAAUAUAAUUUUGAUCAUCCGCAGGCCUUCGAUUUUGAUUUGAUGUACGAAACAAUACGCCGCCUUCGCGACGGGAAGAGCGUUGAGGUGCUCCAUUUUUACUUCAUAGACUUAAUUAGCGUCUUUUAUUCCGUAAAGAUAAAAAAAAAA